AUGGCGUCAUGGGACCACCUAGGCGUGUGGAUGCACUUUACGUACGUGUCGUUUUUGAUUGGCCACCACAGCGUCCGGUUGGGCGCCGGCAACGAAAUCGACGGCUCGAUCGCAGCACGGACGAUUACGGUUGUGUAUGGCCAGUACCUUGCGCUCGAAGACAUUCUUAAGCAAUAUGGGCACCGCAACAACAAAGACAAUCCUGGUCGCUGGCGGUAG
Molecule: messenger RNA, 219 nt
Organism: Saprolegnia parasitica CBS 223.65
Lineage: Eukaryota; Oomycota; Saprolegniomycetes; Saprolegniales; Saprolegniaceae
Exons: 2
Coding region: 1-219 (72 amino acids)
Source: RefSeq, a predicted model, not a curated record